Messenger RNA from Poecilia latipinna (sailfin molly), 853 nucleotides. Its product is annotated as hemoglobin subunit beta-1-like. Bases 154 to 558 code for a protein of 134 amino acids. Gene Ontology annotation, molecular function: organic acid binding; oxygen binding; oxygen carrier activity. Gene Ontology annotation, cellular component: hemoglobin complex; haptoglobin-hemoglobin complex; blood microparticle. NCBI's taxonomy places the organism in Eukaryota, Metazoa, Chordata, Actinopteri, Cyprinodontiformes, Poeciliidae. The transcript is spliced from 4 exons. The record is from RefSeq and is a predicted model, not a curated record. Gene Ontology annotation, biological process: hydrogen peroxide catabolic process; oxygen transport.
ACAAACUGUCAGUCUGGUGAAAACUUGCUACGACCAUCAGAGACGGAAAGAGGAGAGAAUUUAUGCUUGAAAACAUUUCAGUGUUGGUGUCAGGUCAUCCAUAAUGUCCUCCAAUAUUUCGCCAGACUGACAGUUUAUUGAUCGCAUGGCGUCAUGGUGAAAUGGACGGAAGAGGAGCGCCGCAUCAUCAGAGGAGUUUGGGAAAAAGUUGAUAUUGAUGAGAUCGGAGAAGAGCUUUGGGCAAGAGCUUUGAUUGUUUACCCCUGGAUCGAUCGGUAUUUCGGCUCCUUUGGCGACAUCUUCACCACUACAGCAAUUUUAAAAAACCCCAAAUUGGCCGCCCUGGGAAAGGUCGUGCUAUCGGCUCUGGACACAGCCGUCAAGAACAUGGACAACUUCAAAGCUUUGUACGCUCCUCUGAGCAGGCAGCACUACGAGAAGAUCAAAGUGGAUCCGGAUAACUUCAGAGUAAGCUACUAUCCUGACGUUCAAGCCACAAAUAGCUCAUCUUUUGGCCGAAUGCAUCACAAUUACCAUCGCCUGCAAACUCAGAGCUGAGCUGAACCCUCAGGUCCAGGCCACCUGGCAGAAGUUUCUGUCUGCUGUGGUGGAGGCUAUGAACAGUCAGUACAAAUAAAAAAAUAAAAAAAAGGCAGACCCAAUCAAGCAUGGAGAAAAAAUUGCCAUUGAAUAAAAGUCGCUUUUUCAAAAGCAUUUAUGUGCUUGUCAACAUGUGGGAAAACAGAGCAAGUGCUUGGAGAUUUGCAGAAGCUGUGUGCCCAUGGUAGAGUCGUGUGUGUAAGUUGAAUUUUUGCGACCCCUGGAGGCAAUAAAGUAUAUAACAGACUACUAU